Momordica charantia (bitter melon) is the source of this 1821-nucleotide messenger RNA. The record is from RefSeq and is a predicted model, not a curated record. NCBI's taxonomy places the organism in Eukaryota, Viridiplantae, Streptophyta, Magnoliopsida, Cucurbitales, Cucurbitaceae.
CUCCGCCGCUUCAAGGAUGUCGCCGAUAUGCUGCAGGAUUACAUUCCCAGCCUCAAAAUCGCCGGCGACGACUCCUCCGGCUCCGACGGGUCCUCGCAGCAGCUGUCCAAGGACCGGGUCAAGCUCCUCGGAUCGUCCGAGUCGCCGGGUUGUGACUCGUCGUUUAAAUGCUUCUCUGUUUCUGAGUUGAAGAAGAAGGUGAUGGCAGGGCUGUGUAAAAACUGCGACAAAGAAGGGCAAUGGAGAUAUUUGAUCUUGGGUCAAGCUUGUUGUCAUUUGGGGCUGAUGGAAGAUGCCAUGGUUCUUCUUCAAACCGGCAAGCGCCUCGCUACGGCGGCAUUUCGCCGGGAAAGUAUAUGCCGGUCUGAAGAUAGCUUCUCGCUCUCUGAUUUCCCUUUCUCCAGCGAGAUAUCGCCCACGAAUCCUCCGAACACACCCCCUCGUGCUCUCUCCGAUUCCGAAACGAUCACCAAUCUCCUCAGCCACAUUAAGCUUCUAAUUCGUCGGAGGACUGCUGCUCUUGCUGCCCUUGAUGCUGGCCUCUACGCUGAGGCUAUCCGCCAUUUCACCAAGAUUGUUGAUGGGCGCCGAGGCGCCCCUCAAGGCUUCCUUGCUGAAUGUUAUAUGUACCGAGCCUCUGCUUACCGAUCAGCUGGUCGAAUUGCAGAGUCAAUUGCUGAUUGCAACCGAACUCUGUCACUCGAUCCCAGCUGCAUUCAAGCUUUGGAGACCCGAGCUGCACUGUUUGAAUCAAUUCGAUGCUUACCGGAUUGUUUGCACGACCUUGAGCAUUUGAAGCUUCUGUAUAACACCAUAUUAAGGGACAGAAAGCUACCUGGUCCGGCUUGGAAGCGACAGAACAUGCGAUACCGAGAGAUUCCCGGGAAGCUCUGUGCAUUGACUGUCAAAAUUCAAGAACUGAAGCAGAGAGUUGCUUCAGGAGAGACUGGGAAUGUGGAUUACUAUUCGUUAAUUGGGCUGCGACGUGGGUGUUCAAGGUCCGAAUUGGAGAGAGCGCAUCUGCUGCUAUGUCUACGACACAAACCCGAUAAAGCUACAAACUUCAUUGAGCGGUGCGAGCUUGCAGACGACCGUGAUCUCGAUUCCGUUCGAGACAAGGCGAAAAUGUCAGCAUUAUUGCUGUAUAGAAUGCUGCAGAAGGGGUAUUCGAGCAUAAUGUCGACGAUCUUGGACGAGGAAGCGGCCGAGAAACAGAGGAAGAAAGCUGCAGCUGCAUUACAAGCAGCACAAGCUGCUGCAAUUCAAGUCCAACAACAACAACAUCAAGCUGCCCAGGAAUGCCUACUGGAAAUGGAACUCAUCAAAGCUGCAAACACAGCAUCAUCCAAAACCGCGAAAACCGAACAAAUCCCAGCAUCAGACAACAAGUCAUCGAGCGACAAAUCCACAUUCCAAGGAGUAUUCUGCCGUGACCUCGCCGUCGUCGGUAAUUUGCUAUCGCAGGUCGGGUUGAACCGACCCAUCCCAGUGAAGUACGAGGCAUUGAGCUGCUGAUCAAACUACUACUACUACUAGUUCUACAACAAAACACAGUUGGAAUCAAAUCAAAAUCUGUAAAACCAUGGGAUUUGGGGAAAAAAGUCUUGAAGUUUUUGGUUGAUACGGCAGGGAAAUCUCUCUUAUUUUUGUACAAAACAAAAGAAUGUCUAAAAAGAAAAAAACUCGAAAUUACUGCCGGAAAAAAUUUUGUCACUGUUGUUCUUCCCUUGUUCUUCAUUUCCAUUUCUCUCUAGAAUUCGAUGUACAGAGAAGCAUCAGCUCAUCAGCUUCAAUAUUUCAUUAUCUCUCUCUUCUCUCUCU